AUGGAAUCAAGGGAGGGGAAGGGAAAACCAGCGAUACCUAGGUUUGCGAGCUUCAAACCGAAGCCGCAGCGCCCUUCAGAACAGCCAGAGGCAAAGAGAGAGGACACCGAGCACGAAGGUCGCGACAGCACUCGCCAUUCACACAGGUCCGACCACAAGGAGGAACACAGUAUCUCAACUAAAAGCAGCGAUCGUAAAACUCGCGCACCUCUAGCAGCAUCCAGAGAAGAUCGACGCGACCGCGAAUCUUCCCGUUACAAUGAGCAUAAAGAGCCUGAGCAGCAUAGAGCAGACAUUUUUAAGAUUGACAAGCGAGGAGACAAAUACAACGUGGAAUAUGGUUCUCCCCAUCUCUAUGAUAUACCUUCUUACCACAGGACUGGUGCAGGAAGGGUACUAGGUCUCCCAACAGACUAUACCAUAGAUCGCGAAUUGAGCUUCGGAACCAAAAUCGUGAUUCGCCCACGUGGUAGCAAUCGCGGAACUGACAAUGGCAGGCAAAGAUACAAUUCCUCUUUGUGGAAGAGAGCUAGUAGGUUCAAAGAAUUCCGGCGAGUUCGACCGGUGUCCCAAGCCCCGGGCGAUUUGGAGUCAGAGUCGAGUUUUAUUUCUUUGUCCGCGAGCGGGGGUAGCAAGCGAAGAAGAGUUGACAACAAAGCUUCUUCUGAAGAUUCCGGCCCUGAUUAUCGAUCAAUCGAGGGGAAGGCUAAGCCUACCGAUAGCCUUGCUUUGGAUUUAGACAUGACCUCGGAUUCAGAUAUAGAGUCGGAAGAGGUGGCGGCUCGACGCCGUAAUGCGUCUCUUUCAGCACAUGUGUCCGUGCAUCCGGAUGAUAUCAACGGUUGGCUGGACCUCAUCAGUCAUCAGGGCUCCAUGGUUGGUACCGCAGAUUCAGAGGGCCAUCGAACCUACACGAUGGCCGAGAAAAAGAGUAUUGCAGACAUUAAAAUUUCCAUGUAUGAGAGAGCUUUGAACAAAAUACCACUCAAUGCUCCUCGCGACCGUCUUCUGCUUGGGAUGAUGGAGGAAGGUGCCACAAUAUGGGAUACGAAAAUAUUAUUGUCUAAGUGGAAGAGUGUCCUUCAGUUAAACCCAGGGUACAUCACUUUAUGGGUUAAGUACCUAGACUUUCAGCAGACUCGAUUUGUUAAUUUUACAUAUGAAAAUUGCCGCUCAAUUUUCCUAGAGUGCCUGAGAAUCAAUCAAACGCAUUGUGACAACCUUAACCGAGGCGUUGUCCAUCUUUAUAUCAUCCUUCGGCUGAGUUUGUUUAUGCGAGAAGCAGGAUAUUUUGAGCACGCCGUUGCUUUAUGGCAGGCAACUUUGGAGUUUAAUUUCUGUGGCCGUGCUGUUGAUAUUAAAAACAAUCUUCCCAACGCGUUCCGGUCGUUUUCUGAAUUUUGGGAUAGUGAAAUGCCCCGGUUAGGGGAGGUUGGUGCUAAGGGCUGGAAUAGCAAUGAGAAUGAGCCACCAGCCUCCAAGUCGGACCCCCCUAUUGCCAAUAUCGAUAUGAAAGCGAUUUUUGACUCAUGGGGUAAACUAGAACGCCGCCAGAUGCGUCAUUCUCGUCUACCCGCGAGAACAUUGGAUGAGGUUCAGGAAGACGACCCUUACAGAGUGAUACUAUCUUCUGAUAUCCAAGACUUCCUUACUUUCUUUUCCGAGCCGGGUCUGCUGGACUUACUUCUCGAUGCAUUUCUACUCUUUUGCCAUCUUCCACCACACUCUUCCCGGGAAAAUGCUCAUAUCCUUAAGGAAUGGCGUGAAGACCCAUUUAUUCGCAACCUGAUUCUAGAACAAGAAGCAGUUUCCUCACAAUGGUUUAGAGAUCCGUCCCAUGAAAUGGAUGAGCCUGACUUACCUACGCCUGUCUCACUUCCUUAUUCUAACUUCGCAGUCACCCACGACACCAUUUUCAGCGACGGUUCGUCAUGGUUUUCGGCAUUCAAGUCCUGGAGGUCUACGUAUGUUGAUGAUACCAGCUCUCUCGAUGCUCCAUGGGUUCGGCGGACCUUAAGACAACUGGUGGAAUGUGUCCCUGAGAAUGAUACACUUGCGGAAUAUUCGGUCGGUCUUGAAUAUAUUUGCAAUCCCAGCGACGCAGCAAAAUAUGCCAAAAGCCUUCUACGAAAGCGUCCCUCGAGUAUUACCCUGUAUAACGCGUACGCGUUGAUUGAGCGCCGCCGUGGUCAAGAAAUUGCAGCCGAGAAGGUCUGGAUGACGACCUUGUCAAUGAGCAAAUCCUUUCCAGAGGAAGUUAGAAAGGACUCUAUAAUGCUAUGGCAAUCUUGGCUUUGGGAGGCGCUAAGGAGUAACGAUGCCUGGAAAGCAAUCCGGUUACUUAUCGCACUUCCGGAGAAUGCUAUCAAUGUCGAUGAGCUAUCAAGAGACUCACAGGCGGCAACCGGGUUUAGCCCUGCAGAAUUUCUGAAAACUCAAAGAGUCCUGGUUGAAGCGCAGAAUUAUGGACUAUCGUUUCGGAAUUCGACCGUAUUCAUCAGCAAUACGGAAUGUCUUGCUCUCUUGCACUACCUCACGCGGACUUUUGAGAUCGAAAGUGCUUUAAGCAUAUACCGAGCUGCUGAAGAGCGCUUGAAGGACAGCCACUUAGAACAGACUCCCCUAGCUGAGCUUCUCCAUCAGUCCAAAGCUAAACUUCUCUGGUAUCAUAUUUCCAACACCAUGAAAUAUAAGCCAGCCCUAGUCCGUGAAGAGCUGUCUAAUAGCCUCUCUCUUUUCCCAAACAACUCUAUAUUCCUUAGCAUCUUCGCUUAUAAUGAAUCUCGUUUCCGAAUUGAUGACCGGGUUCGCCUCAUUCUUCGGCAGCAUAUCUCCUCUUCCUCGCGCCGUAGUCUAGACGGAAAUAUGGGAACUCCGGGACACUCUCCCCUUACACCCCAUUUCUUUUCCAUCUAUAGUGAACUCCAUCGAGGUGUUUCUGCUGGAUCGACAGCUCAUUCGGUCCGUGCAGCUUUUGAGACAGCAGUUAGCUCGCCCCCUGGCCAAUAUAGUGCCGCGAUAUGGAAGCUCUAUAUUCUCUUCGAGCUAGGUUGGGGUCGAAAAGAACGCGCCCGUGACGUCUUCUACCGGUCUAUUCGUUCCUGUCCAUGGGUAAAGGAAUUGGUUCUUCUAGCAUUUACAGAGCCCGGUCUAAAGGAGAUGAUGGGUGCCGACGAAUUGAGAAAGAUCUGGAAUGUGCCUGUCGAGAAGGGCUUGCGAAUUCACGUUGAUUUGGAGGACGUGCUUGAGGAAAUGGACGAUGAAAAGAGCAUCAGCGGACAGUCUGCAAUUAACCCGUCUGGUGAUCAGAGUAGCGAUGGUGAAAUGUAG
Coccidioides posadasii C735 delta SOWgp is the source of this 3330-nucleotide messenger RNA. RefSeq lists its product as uncharacterized. Lineage: Eukaryota; Fungi; Ascomycota; Eurotiomycetes; Onygenales; Onygenaceae. The record is from RefSeq and is a predicted model, not a curated record. Gene Ontology annotation, cellular component: catalytic step 2 spliceosome. Gene Ontology annotation, biological process: regulatory ncRNA-mediated heterochromatin formation; negative regulation of RNA catabolic process. Gene Ontology annotation, molecular function: protein binding.